Messenger RNA from Colletotrichum spaethianum, 2883 nucleotides. RefSeq lists its product as uncharacterized. Bases 1 to 2883 code for a protein of 960 amino acids. The transcript is spliced from 2 exons. The record is from RefSeq and is a predicted model, not a curated record. Lineage: Eukaryota; Fungi; Ascomycota; Sordariomycetes; Glomerellales; Glomerellaceae.
AUGUCCGGCCGAAGCGCCUACGUGCGCAAGAAGAUUACACAGACCGAGAAGGAAAAGGCGAGAGCCAGGGCGAACGGUGGUGGCAUCGUGGGAGACCAUGACGACCUGUUCAUCCCGGAAUUCCCCCUCCCGCAGACGGGCGCCUCGUUGCCCGUCGGCACCGGCAUCGGCACCACCAACGCGCGCUUCCUCAAGUUCUCGGAACCCCCGCGCGACGUCAAGCCCGGCACUCCGAGCAUAGGGAGCGGCAGCGGGAGCAGCGAGGGCGGACGACGCGACGGCAGCUCCGGCCCGCUCGACGACUUCGCCUACGCCCGAGCUCGGAGACCCACCAUCAAGACGGAGGACGUUUCCGGCAUCGAGAAGUCGGGACUCCGGAGCAGGCUGGACAAGAAGAGUGAGGACGUUCGGAGGGGCCUGGCCAAGACCUUCACCUUCAAGCGCAAGGACAAGGAGCCCGAGUUCCGCCCCGAGUCCGUGGCCACCGUGAGGCCCGGCCAGCACCAGCACUCAGCCCCAAUGUCGCCGGCCGAGGAAUUCAACUACGAGCACUUCAACGUCGAUUCAAUGCAGCAGAUGCACAUGCAGAUGCAGAUGCAGAUGCAGCAGUUGCAGAUGCAGCAGCAGAUGCGCCACCAGGACAUGGACCUGCCCACUUCGCCGCCCCCGGCAUCCAAGCUGCCACCGGUGCCGACCACGCCGCCCAUCAAGCGGUGGAUCGGCGCGGGGAGGCCGGUCCAGAGGUGGAACAAGCUGCGCAAGGAUCCCGAGCUCUGGGACCCCAACGGGGACGUCCUCGUACCUCAUCACGCUGCUCCGGGAGGGACGACGGAGGAGGACAUUUACAUGCCGCCCUCGCCCCAGGGCGCGCCGCCCAUGCUGCGCCCGCACAUGCGCGGGGGCCAGCCGACGCCGCCCAUCUCCGAAGACCUCGGCGAGGCCGACGGCCAGAUUUCGUACGAAAUGUACUUCCCGACGCCGGCCAACAUGACCAAGACGGAACAGCUCCGGAGCCACAUCACGACGAGAAACAUAUUCGCGCUGCUCUACCACGCCUCCCUCGUCGGCCUGUCGCUCCACCAGGCCCUCGCCGACCUCCACAUGCGGCUGGACGCCUACAUGCCCCCGGACUCGGACAACGUCGGCAUGAUUCUGAAUUACCUGUCCGCUCGCGGCAUCGACGACGUGCGCAACGACCCGGAGACGGCCGUGAGCCUGCUGGCGUGGUCCGAGGGAUCCGCCGUCCGGUGGGAGGAGGGGUGGCGGGAGAGCUUCCUGCACUGCGCCGGCAUGUACAGCCAGCUGGAGCAAUGCGCCGACUUCAAGGAGCUCACCCCCAUCACCCGCGCCCUGCUGGAGCGCGCCUGCUUGGAGACGCAGCUCCGCGUCCAGGCGGCGGAAGAGCGGCUGUCCGAGUUUCAGUACGACGACAUGUGGCCGCCGGCCGCCGGCAGCAACGGCCCGGCAAAGGCGGCGGCGGACCGGCUGCAAAAGUUUUUUCUGGGCCACUACAUGCGAGCCCAGGGAUCGUGGCCCCCGGCGCAGGCCACCGGCCUGCCGGACUCGGACGGCGAGGACAUUUGGCUGACGAGGAGCGUGGCGCAGUCGUUGCAAAGGGACUUUGGCGCCCUGUACGACUACCUGGUCAACCGCGACAUCGUGUGGGACGUGUCGGAGGCGCGGUCGGAGCGCAAGUGGAUGAUACAGAGCGAAAAGGACAAGGGCUUCGACGCCGACGUGGACAUACCCAUGACGGACAUGCUCGUCGAGUACGACAACAGGCUGCGGUUCCCGCACAUCCCGCACCCGUACCCGCUGGUGCCCGAGUCGAUCCCGCCCGCGCCGACGGCCAAGGAGAGCUCCAUGUUCAAGAAGAAGAGCGGCGCGGCGGCCAACAACGGCGGCCGCGCCGGGGCGCUGGAGCGGCGGGUCCAGCUGGCGUACACCGAGGCGACCAACAUCUACAUCCUGGGGUCGGACUUUACGCAGUCGGACCUCAUUGACGCGUACGUCAAGUUCGAGAAGGGCGACAACAUCACCGAGGUCGACCCGGCGGUGGCCCGACGGGGGCGGUGGGUCCUCAUCUACGGCAUCCUCCAGACGCUGGCCAGCGUCUCGGUCGACGCCCCCUACGUGCGGUACCGCGCCGACGUGCCGUACCACCUCUCGCCGCGCCUCAAGGGCACCAGGGUGCCGCCGUGGAAGGGGUCGAGCACGCCGGACGAGGCCUCGCACGAGCUGUCGCACUGCUGGGCGGUGCAGCACACGUGGAACACGCCCAACAACAGCGGGGCCGACAGCUCGGGCGGGUCGGGCAGUAACAGCCCCGUGCAAGCCCACGCGCGGCCGUUCGCCUACCCGCGGGGCCCGCCGUCGACGGCCUCGCGGGGCUCGGGGUACCAGACGCCCGGCACCCGCUCCGUCCACUCGGCGGGGUCCGCGCCGCCCUUUGGGUCGGGGUACAGCGUCGUCAGCGAGAGCGACACGGCCAGCAGCGUGCGCACGCCGGCGUCGAGCCGCGCGGGGGCUGCCGGCACGACGACGACGAAGCGGGCGCAGUCGCGGGACAACGCCAAGGGGCUGGGCGGCGGGCCGGGCAGCAUGCGCAGCGCCGCGACGUUUGGCGCGCACAACGACGCGGGCAGCUCCCACGGCGGGUACGCGCGGUCCGGCUCGUCGCACCCGCACGACCAGUCGCUGCCUCUACCGGGCAACAUCAUGGGGUCGGGGGCGUUCCUCGCGCUCGACGACCUCGUGGAGAGGCGGAGCACGCGGAGCAGCGGCGGACACGGCCGGCGAGCGCGGGAGGGGUCCGAGACGGACAACGUGGCGCCGCGGAUCCGCGACUUUGACCUGGAUGUAAUUGACGACCACGAGCCGUGA